AACAGUCGAAAAUGUUGAAUGACGAAAACUUGCAAGAGAUACCUGAUAAUGAAUAUUGACAUUACUCAUUACUAUAAUAUUAUAAUAAUAUUGUUCUACGAUUUGUGAAAUUAGUACAAUACCUUUUAUAAGUAUUCACUUUUCAGUAUUUUAGUACUUUUGAAAUUUGGCACUAGGCAUUUAGCGUUUCCUACAAUUUGAAUCUUUUGUAUGAUUUCGGUUUGUAAAGUUGUAGACUAUAGUUCAAUAAAUUACAAUUUUACAUUUAUUACAUUAUAUUAAACUAAUAAGUUGUUGUAAAAUAUUUUUGUAAUUUUUAACUUAAAACCUUUUAACAUUAUUAUAACUCAAGAUGAGUGGUGGAUCUUUGGAUGUGUCAAAAGCAGGAAAUGCUUUGUGGCUUGUUAAAGUACCUAAAUAUGUUGCGGAUAAAUGGGACAAUGCCCCUGGUAGCUUAGAUGUAGGUAAAAUCAAGGUGACAAAUACUAUACCAGGAAAAAGGCCAGAUAUUUCACUUCAUCUGUCCGAAGCUGUUUUGUGCUUGGAUGGUGAAAAAAACAACGAACCAAUACCUAAAUCAUUCAAAUUAGAUGUAUCACACUUUACUAGCCAAACAAUGGUUGCAUUAUCUGAACAUAGAAUGUCUUAUAAUCCUGAUGCAGUUGUUCAAGAAACAGAUAGGUUAGCUAUUCUAGGAAAAAUAAGUCAGAAACUAGAAUGUCGGCCAAUUGGAGAUCAGGUUUAUAUGGAUUUAAAAAAACAAGCCAUACGGAAAGCACAUAUUCCAACCAGACAAGUUCAAAAGUUAGACAAAGUUGUGCAAAAUUUCAAGCCGAUAUCAGAUCACAAACAUAAUAUUGAAUAUAAUGAAAAGAAGAAGUCUGAAGGCAAAAAGGCACGCGAUGAUAAAGAUGCUGUCAUGGCUAUGUUGUUUAAGGCAUUUGAGAAACAUCAAUACUACAACAUCAAAGAUUUGGUUACAUUAACUAAACAGCCUGUAGUAUAUUUAAAAGAAAUCCUAAAAGAAGUUUGUAAUUAUAAUCUGAAACAUCCUCAUAAGAAUAUGUGGGAGUUAAAACCUGAGUAUAGACAUUACAAAGAACAGGAAGAUAAUGAGACAAAUUAGUAAUAAUUGUAAUUUAUUAAACUAUAAAUAUUACAACUACA
Messenger RNA from Acyrthosiphon pisum (pea aphid), 1167 nucleotides. It is a transcript of the gene TfIIFbeta, whose product is annotated as transcription factor TFIIFbeta. Gene Ontology annotation, cellular component: transcription factor TFIIF complex. The record is from RefSeq and is marked provisional. NCBI's taxonomy places the organism in Eukaryota, Metazoa, Arthropoda, Insecta, Hemiptera, Aphididae. Gene Ontology annotation, biological process: transcription by RNA polymerase II; transcription initiation at RNA polymerase II promoter.